Exophiala dermatitidis NIH/UT8656 is the source of this 1737-nucleotide messenger RNA. RefSeq lists its product as uncharacterized. Gene Ontology annotation, molecular function: sucrose:proton symporter activity. The coding region runs from base 1 to 1737 and encodes 578 amino acids. The transcript is spliced from 4 exons. The record is from RefSeq and is a predicted model, not a curated record. Gene Ontology annotation, cellular component: membrane. NCBI's taxonomy places the organism in Eukaryota, Fungi, Ascomycota, Eurotiomycetes, Chaetothyriales, Herpotrichiellaceae.
AUGAGAAUGCAGAGCACCAGCACUGCAUCAUGGAGCGGCACGCCCUCCAUCAAAGGCUCAUCAGAAGCCGUCCGCAUGUGCCUGCUCACGUUCUGCCUGAUUGGACUACAGUUUACAUGGGGCAUUGAGAUGACCUAUGGAACCCCCUACCUCCUUCAACUCGGCCUCACAAAAUCAAAGACGUCGUUGGUAUGGAUCGCAGGACCGCUGUCCGGGCUCAUCAUGCAGCCCGUGGUCGGGGCAUAUGCAGACAAAUCAACCUCAAGAUAUGGCAGAAGAAGACCAUACAUGGUCGUUGGAGCGCUCAUUACCGGCUUGGGCCUUUUGCUGUUGGGCUGGACAUCUGAAGUUGUGGGUCUAUUCCUUGCCGAGGGAGAAACCAAGAAAAGCGUGACAAUUCUGGUCGCGGUGCUUUGUAUCUAUGCGCUUGACUUUUCGGUCAAUGCGGUCCAGGCCUGCAGUCGGAGUCUGAUCGUUGAUACACUACCUAUUUCACUACAGCAAGCAGGUUCAGCAUGGGCAUCUAGACUCACCGCGGCCGGCCAUUUGUUGGGCUACUUCAUUGGCACGUUCGACCUGGUGAAAAUGUUCCCUCCGUGGCUAGGAGGAGAUACCCAGUUCAAGAAAAUGACAGUAAUCUCGGCGAUGGCUCUCUGGAUCACGGUUGGUGUAACGUCAUGGGCCGUUACAGAGCGAGUGAGACUCCCAGGUGACGAUGACGAGACUUCGGUCAAGGAGGUUCUUUCGAACUUGUGGCAGAGAACCACACACCUGCCUCGUAGGAUACGUGCCAUAUGCUGGGUUCAGUUCUGGAAUUGGGUUGGGUGGUUUCCAUUCCUCUUCUACUCUAGCACCUUUGUCGGCGAAGUCUACUAUCGGUACGAACGACCUGUUCCCGAACCUGGAGCGAAAGACGACCACGAUGCUUUGGGCAAUAUCGGCAGGAUGGGAAGUGUGUCACUGGUUCUCUUUUCGCUCAUCACAUUUUGCUCCUCGGUGGUGCUUCCAUACAUCAUUCGAACUCCAGAAGAAGGAGAGAAGUUCACCCCCCGUCCACCUCGGACCUUGAACAAAUCUGUUCAGUCACUGUUGAUCAAAGCAUACAAGCUCCAGCCAGACCUGACAACUGCUUGGAUGUGGUCAAACAUGCUAUUUGCCAUGAUUACUAUUUGUGCGCCCUGGGUCCACAGUCUGACCUCUGCCGAAGCCCUCGUUGCUGCCUGCGGUGUCCCGUGGGCCGUGUCAUGCUGGGCUCCGUUUGGUUUGCUCGGCGUGGAAAUCAAUAAAAUGUCUUCAGGCCCACAUGCACAUGUUCAUGGGUCAACGGCGCCUGGCUACACCGCUGUUCGUGCUAGCAUUGAUGAAGAUGUGGAAUCCAUUGAGAUGGAGGAGACCAGCCAUGGGCGCCGUGCACUUGCGGAUGGUGUUCUAAGAAUCAAUCACCCGAGCGACCAUGGCGCACAUUCAGCGACUGGUGAACUCGCAGGAGUCUACUUAGGUGUCUUGAACGUCUACACUACAUUGCCACAGUUUGUCGGCACUUUCAUCAGCUGGAUUGUAUUCUCACUGCUUGAGCCGGCCAAGAGUGACAGUCUGGCUGACACAGAUCCGGACCAUCACCGCUGGUUAAACAUUAAGAAGAAUGCGCCCAACGCCAUUGCUGUUUGUUUGUUCAUCGGCGCCCUAUGUUCAACUGUCGCAGCAGAGGCAGCCAGACGGCUGAAGAGGCUGGAUUGA